AUGACAGAGAUUGUGUUUAACGGGGCGAAUUCUGGGGCCCAGGUUGCUGUCAAUUAUGGCGAGAUCAACAAUUCGCAAUUCUACUGGCCCCCCGAGCGACCGGAAACUCCACCAGAGCCUCUGUCGACUGUCCCAUUUGACCGUGAUCCGGAUUUUGUGAACCAUGGAACACUUCUGGAGCAAAUCGAGAUCAAAGGCUCCGAAUUGGGGUCCAGAAUAGCCCUUGUGGCAAAUCGCAACUUGCCAUUGAAUACUCGUAUCGCCUUCGCGACGAAUCGUCCGAGACAUGGGUUUUUUUGGAUCCUUGCGAACAACGCCGCUCGAUUUGAACAGAGUAUUCGAGAUAUUGCCGACCGUGUAAAGAUGUACGGCCGGCGAAAUGCACAGGCGAACGUAUUCAAGCUCUUCCACGACUGGCUGCAGGAUGAAAGAAAUGGGAAGUGGAUUGUCAUCCUUGACAACCUGGAUGAUGAUCAGUUCCUCCAUGAAGUUCCACCUGUACAGCAAGACAUUCAAGGCAAAGACGACAGCAUCAAGCCGGGUCGUUCGAUCUGGGAGUAUUUUCCCCGAAGCUUGAAAGGGAAUAUCCUAAUCACGAGCCGGAGCAGACGUGUGGUAUCAAGCAUAGUCGACGAUCGUGACAUCAUACCUGUUGACCUAAUGCAGAAAGAUGAUGCUGUAAACCUCUUUAAGAAGAAAUUCAGAGCGGAGGGCAACGCGGAAGAUAUCAUUGACCUAACCAAGGCACUGGAUUUCAUGCCGCUUGCGAUCGUGCAAGCUGCGUCGUACAUCAAGCAACUGGCACCUCGAAUUUCAGUUCCAGAAUAUCUGAUGGAGUUUCGGAGGAGUGACAGCCAGAAGGUCACGCUCCUUGCAGACAUGCUGUCUCUCAUGAGCUUCUUUGACCGACAAGGGAUUCCCGAUACCCUGAUUCGAGAACGCAAGCCAGUGAAGCUGCACACUGGAAGCCCGGUUUCGGAAACUAUCGAUGAGGCAACCAAUGACAGUGACGGUGAAAGCCCCAGUGAGUCCAGCGUGGUUGACUGGACAUUUGAGGAUGAUGUUUUGCUGCUGAGAGACUACUCGUUGAUAUCCAUUGGCGCAAACAACACCGGCUUUGAGAUGCAUCGCUUGGUCCAGCUAGCCACGCAGAAGUGGCUCGAAGGCAAUUUCCCGGUUUCGAGCUUCGAGAACUGGCCAAGAUGCCAGUUGCUAUUUUCUCACUUGCAAUGCGCACUUACACAACGACCACAUACGGAAACGUCGUUGGGAGAGUGGGCGUCACUGCUUCUCGAAGGAGCCUCCUUUACACUCUCUCGGGGGAAUGCCGUUGAGAGUCGCAGAAUGGCAAAAAUGGCUGUGCAGGCAACACAAACACUUUUCGGACCAGAGGACGACAAAACGCUAAGUAGCCACGAAAUUCUUGGGCUGGCAUAUCGUAAUGCUGGCGAGUGGAAAAAAGCAACAACUCUGUUCGAGCAGGUUUCGGACCUAGGCCGCUUUGAAAAAUCCGAGAAGAUCCAGGUACAGGUGUUGGAGACUCGCAAGAAGAAGCUUGGCAAGCACCAUUCUGACCCCUUGAUAAGCAUGAAUAACCUGGCGACGACGUAUAGCUGCCAGGGUAGGUGGAAGGAUGCCGAGAUUCUCUAUUUGCAGGUGUUGGAAAUUCGCAAGACCUUACUUGGCGAGGACCAUAAUCUUACUUUAACGAGUAUGUCCAACCUAGCCCUGACUUACUGGAAACAGGGCCAGUGCCAACAAGCCGAGGAGCUCCAGAAAGGGGUACUCAGGAUCAUAACGAUUAAACUCGGCAAGGACCAUCCUCAGACCCUAACGAGUAUGAACAACCUUGUGUCAACGUACUCGGAUCAAGGCCGGUGGAAUGAGGCUGAGGAGCUCGAGCUACAGGUCCUGGAAGCGAGAAAACUCAAACUCGGCGUAGACCACCCGGAAACGCUGAUUAGCAUGGCUAACCUCGCGUCAUCUUAUUCAAAUCAGGGCCGGUGGGAAGAGGCCGAGCAGCUCCAAGUCUCGCUGUUGGAGGUCUGCAAGAGUAAACUUGGAGAGUACUACCCGACCACCUUGACGACCAUGUCCAAUCUUGCUUUGUCAUAUUCGGAACAGGGCCUAUGGGCAGACGCCGUGAUACUUCAGGUACAGGAGAUGGAGGCCUGCAAGCACACGAUGGGCAACGACCACCCCGACACGUUGAUCAGUAUGGGCAAUCUAGCAAACGACCAGAAUCAGUGGGACAACGCGGAGACACUCCUACGAAAAGUGGCAAAAAUCAGAAAGAUCAAAUUCGGCAAGACCCACGUGUCCACGCAAAGGAGCGUAUCCAACCUGGCCUUGGUGUACUGGAAAACCGGCCGGUGGAAGAAGGCUGAGGUGCUCCAGAUUGAGGUGACGGAGACUUUGAAGAUGAUUCUCGGCGAGAGCAAUCCCUUGACAUUGAUGGCCAUGGCCAAUCUUGCCUUGAUUCAAGAAUCUUCCGGUUAA
Molecule: messenger RNA, 2499 nt
Organism: Penicillium diatomitis
Lineage: Eukaryota; Fungi; Ascomycota; Eurotiomycetes; Eurotiales; Aspergillaceae
Exons: 7
Coding region: 1-2499 (832 amino acids)
Cellular component (GO): kinesin complex
Molecular function (GO): protein binding
Source: RefSeq, a predicted model, not a curated record